AUGCUGGGCCCCAAAGUCAAGUUGCCCUCAAUUGCAGAGCUCACGCAAACAACGCUGCCCCGGCCGCAAGCGAAAACGUCACCUUUGCAAACUCUGGUUCCCGGACUAGAGCAACCCACGCCUGAGAGCCGAAAAGACAGCAACAUUGUGCCUCCUUCUACCCCGGGGGGGCUUCCGCUGUUCCAGUACUACUCGUACAACGGAGCUGGCCACCCGGCUCCUUUCUAUCUGCAUUCCUACUACCAGCCAGUUUAUUAUCUGCCUCCGAUGGUGAACCGCAGCUUCAGUGCUCCAGAGAAUAAGCCGGUCUAUUCUGUGCCUGAGGUGAUUAAUAAAUCCAUCAACAAAUGCCAUCGUUGUGGUACCACAGAAACUCCCGAGUGGCGUUCGGGCCCCAAUGGUCUUCGUACGCUAUGCAAUGCCUGUGGGCUUUUCCAUGCAAAGUUGGUGAAACGCAAAGGAGCAGCCAUUGCGGCCGAGGAGGUGCUCAACAAUAAGGUUUGCAAAGGCAAAAACGGCCGCAGGGUGUCGGUGAAGAAACAGGCGAUGGAGGAGUCCAAGAAGCGCAUGCGUGAAGCACAAGUGACGGAGCUUGCACCUAUUCCAUAUGUUGGCGCUGCUUCAGACCCGGUUUCUGGCCAUGCUCCUGUCGCUUCAGCGCCACCUGCGCCGGAUUACGUUUACCACACCCGGCCGGAGGUGUCGGGUCUACCCAUUUUCAGCCGGUAUCCAAGGGUUUCACUUCCACCUCCAGUAAUUAAUGCUCCUUUCCAACCUUUGGCUGGGCUCAGAAAUUAG
Molecule: messenger RNA, 798 nt
Organism: Clavispora lusitaniae ATCC 42720
Lineage: Eukaryota; Fungi; Ascomycota; Pichiomycetes; Serinales; Metschnikowiaceae
Gene: BRG1
Product: GATA-type transcription factor BRG1
Biological process (GO): regulation of DNA-templated transcription
Molecular function (GO): sequence-specific DNA binding; zinc ion binding
Source: RefSeq, a predicted model, not a curated record